This is a messenger RNA of Cuscuta epithymum, 7242 nucleotides long. The record is from the annotation of a GenBank genome assembly. NCBI's taxonomy places the organism in Eukaryota, Viridiplantae, Streptophyta, Magnoliopsida, Solanales, Convolvulaceae.
UGUGAAAUGUUGACUGUUGCACUUAUUUAAGAACAGAGGAAGUAUAUUUUAUCCCAAAUCAGGUACCAUUUAAAAUGGAACUGGACGAGCAGCUGCUUAGCCAAAAGCAUAAGUCAGACUAGGCCAUUGCAUAAAAAAUCAAAUAAUGUCUUGUAUGUUGAAGGAAAUUCUAUGUAGUGUGCUAUCGUUUAUAUAGAAUAUGUAUUAGGGUCAUUUCUAUGUAAUCUGGGCCUAUUGGCCCGUACUUGUAAACCCCUCUAUCCCUAUUUAUAGGGGCAUUCGGUAAUGAAACUCUACGAACAAUUCUCCCUAAAACACGUUAUCAGCACGACUCUAACCCGAAAACCCUAAUCACUUUUCUUUUCCUUUCUCCGAUGCUAAUGCCGUCCUGCCGCCACCUUUAGAAUAGACCAUUCUUUUCCAUGGAUGGACAAACCAGUUCUUCCAUCGGCAUCCUCUCUUCAUCAGUGUCAUAUGUUGUUUUACCCGGUACCGCCGGCCUUAUCGGUUGUGAUUCAGAAAUCCUUACCAUCCUCCAUUUUGUGAAGCUAGAGGCAAAAGAACCCCAUCUUUCUCACCCGCACAAGGCUUCACCGCCAAAGCCGUGCUUACUGCCACCAGCUUCAAUUACUGGGUUCCGCCACCCUCCGGAUCUGUGGCUGAAAGUCGACAUUUUUUUCUCCAGCCUGACGUUUCUUCUUCUCUUUGCCUAGAAUGGACCGACCAGAUAUGCAUUUGGUGCUCAAGGCAAUAGCCGCCCCUCAAUCGGCCGCCCCACUCAGUCUCUCGCUGCCGCUGGUCGGAUCCCGCCGAUGAAGCCCGACACCUGCCGGAUCUAGUGCUAAAGACAAUCACUAGCCACUAAUGUUUCUAGCUCGCCGGCCGCCACCGCUGGUCUGCGGCCCAUUAUCGGCGCUGGCAGCUCGCCACCGACGUUACACGAAGAGAACAUAGGACCCAAAAGUGUAAUUUAGAUGAAGUUCACUCGACGAAACGCUUGGCCCAUGACAGCUGAUGGAAGGACGCCAGCGUUUUGUUUGCACGUGGCUAUUGCAAGCAGAGGGCAGAAGAACGUGGAGGGCCCCACCAAUUCAGGUAUUCAAUGGACUUAAUACAAUGAAUUCAUUUACACUCCGUACUCCUAUUAUUUAUGAGUAUUUGUUAAUCACGUAUCAACACACCAAUUCAGAAUGGGGUCUAUGCUUCUGAUACUUGAAUUCUACGUAUAAUUUAAAUUUUCAUUUUCAACUAUGAUGAUAUUGACAGUGAACUACUUUGAAAAGAUAUUAAAAAUAAACAAACGUGGCCUGGAAUGUAGGCAUUCACAGUUUCACACUUUUUUUUUAUAUAGACCGUAAGUGUGUAUGUUCACUGAUGUGCUAAACUGCUAAUGAAUUUCCAAUUCAUUUUUUUUUAGUGUAUAUAUGCCUAGUCUUUUUUAAGUUUCAUUCUAUUUUACAGUUCUAGUUGGCCAUAUAAGUAAUUUCUUUUCUGAUGAGAACUCGUAUGUCUUUUUCUGCCCUUCAAUUCAGUUUUUUAUUAAUAGUAAUACGAGUAUUAUAUACUAUCGUAUCUAUCUCUAUAUAAAAAGAGGUGGAAAACCAGGUGGUUUUCCCGCUCAAAAGAGUCACAUCAAAUAGAGGGAGAGGUGGGCCAAGCCACACAAUUAUCUGGAGGUUAAAACUAUGCUUUCUAUCCGAUGUUAAUCAUCUCUCGGUUGAAUGGGGAUCACUCAUGCAAACUGAUUAGUCUGGGGAAUAGUGUACUGCAGCAUUCAAAGGACUGACAUUCUAGGGAGCUAGGAGGCCUACACAAAAUUCCUUUGAAAUCAAUACGGAGUACUUCGUAUUUUCAAAGGCUGUUCUGACAGCACCUAGAGUCGUGGUCCAAGCAGAAAAAUUUCUAUUACUGCGUAAGAAAGCUUGCUGGACAGUUUAUGAAUUUCUUCUUUUGAGAAGGAAACUGAUGGUAGACCUUUGAAACGGGAGGGGUUUUUGAGGGGGAUGGAGGUGUUUUGUGUGAGGCCUUCUGCAAAAGAGUGCAUUGUGCGCGGAAUGCAUGUGGUUGUUUUUGUGUUUGGGCCACUGGUGGCGGUUGGAUGUGGUGAAGCGUACGUGGAGAUGGUUGUCUGAGUUAAGCUUGAGUUGCCGUUGGGGAGUUUUGGGGGGGGGAGACGGUGAGGGGCUGUGGUGGCUGGAUCCAGCGCCAUGGUUGCUGCAGCUAUGGGCUGUGGAGUAGGGGAGCAGGCGAUCAGUAGUUCAGUUGAUGAGCGGUUGAGCCUGGGCAAGUAGAUGGGUUAGCAGGGGAGGGCCUGUGGCUAUGGAGCAGGAUAGCAUGAGAUCAGAGAGGCCGGCAGAGGGUAGCACACGAGUGGCCGGAGCAGGAGUCUUGGGUCGUGGGCGCCGCCGUUGACUCGGCCUGCAAUUCAGCUUGGCCGCCUGGGAGAGUAAGCGGGCUGUUUGGCAGACUGGUGGCCUUUGUGUCUCUGGGCUUUAAUUGUUGGAAAUUAUUUAUUAUUUCAAAUAAAUAUAUUAUAUUAUUAAUUUAGUGUACACGGUUAGUUUAAAAUGGUUUAUACUCUAUAUUUGAUAAAUCCUUUUUGUCAUGAUAAAUGAACCAUUGGUACGUGGCUUACUUUAGUUGCUUAUACGGACAACUGGCCUGGACUAAGUGAUAGUUUUACUUUUUCCAUUUUAUUAUAAUUGAUUGAGUUAAUAUUUCAGUCCAGAUAAUAUGUUGAAGUUUUCUACGGAUGUAUUUUUGAAUACCUCCGCAUUGAACGAGUAAGAUGGAAUCGUGGGCACGUUGCUUGGAUGACCGCAUAUAUCUCCUACGCUCGAGGAUGAAAAACUCCAACUGAUAAUUUUUCUUUGUUUUGAAAACUUGGACGUAUGUCUAUAAAUAUGGCCGGAGAUACUUUUCAUGGGUGUGGAAAAAAACGUACAUCCACUCUUUUGAAACAUAUUACACAUACCAAUAUACUACCAAACUGCUGGGUUAUAAAAAUUCUUUUCUCCUCGUAGUUUUUGUGUCCGGCGAAUUAGCCGAAGAGCCCGUUAUAUCUUGGGGGAAGAUUUCCGGCCACCGGAAAUACUUUCUUUAGGACAGCGACUAGCGCGUCUCGGGCUGUUUUAUUUUUCUAACAUUGUUUUGCAGGUUCCGACGAAUUUCUCCAACAAUCUAAAGAAAGUAUUACUAUGGCGUCGGAUACACCUACUCAAAUAAUCUCAGUUCCGGACACCCCCAACGGAAAAGGAGCUGCAAACAAUGCCGACUCGCAUGUUAACAUGCAAUUUGAGGUCCAGCCUAUCCAUGCAAAACCUUUUCCCGAUAUUUCUAAAAUAGAAGUAUUUUCAGGAGCCAAUUUCAAGAGAUGGCAAGAACGCCUAUUCUCAACACUCGACGUGCAUGGCGUUGCCGACGUUCUUACCCAAUCCAUGCCGGCCAAAGACAACUCACCCGAAGGCAUCAAGCUCCUUCAACAGUGGACCCACGCAAACAAGGUUUGCCGUCAUACAAUUCUUAGCACUUUAUCUAAUGAAUUGUUUGAUGUUUAUUGCACGAAAAAGGAAGCGAAGGAAAUUUGGAGUUCUAUGAUAGCCAAGUACACGGCUGAGGACACCGUCAAGCAGAAAUUUGUAAUAGGAAACUAUUACAAGUGGGAAAUGAAGGAGGACAGAGACAUCAAGGCGCAAAUUCACGAGUACCAGACGUUGUUGGAGGACCUUAAGAGCGUCCAGAUAGAACUGCCGGAGCCAUUCGUUGCCGGGAUUCUCAUUGAAAAGUUGCCGGAGUCCUGGAGGGACUAUAGACGAGACCUCAAACACGACUUUGGACUUAUGUCUUUCAAUGAUGUGAUUACCCACAUCAUCAUUGAAGACACAAAUCGGAAGGAAAAUGUCAAGAGUCAAGCAAAGGAAUAUACAUCAAAUGCAAACUUGGUGGAGACGGAGGACAAAGGGAGGUAUGGAAAUAAUCAUUCUACUAAUAAGCCCAAUUACAAUAAAUAUAAACAAACCACACAUUUUAAAAGAAAGGAAUGUUAUGUUUGUGGAAAACCGGGGCACAUUGCUAGUAAGUGUCGAAAAAGGGCGUUUGUGAACAACAAAAAACCACCCAAACCAAGUGCAAACUUGGUUGAGGGUGAUGAAAUUAUAACUGUGGUUGUCUCACAAACGUGCCUGGUGGCGGAUGUGAAGGAGUGGGUUGUAGACUCGGGAGCUACCAGGCAUAUUUGCCAAGACAAAAGUGUGUUUUCCUCCUAUACACCAAUAGGGGAUGAAGAGGAGUACGUACAUCUUGGGGAUUCUAGAACUACCCAGGUGCACGGAAAGGGCAAAGUUAAUAUCAAACUCACAUCCGGCAAGACAUUAUCACUCACCGACGUACUUCAUGUGCCCGAGAUACGGACGAAUUUAAUCUCCGUUUCACUCUUGGGAAGAGCUGGUGUCAAGGCAUCCUUUGAAUCCGACAAGGUGGUUCUCACUAAGAAUAAUAUAUUUAUUGGAAGAGGUUAUUGUAAUCAAGGGCUUUUCAUGUUGAAUGUGUCUGAAGUAUUAAAGUAAUCUGUUUUCUAGUUUUCUAGUUGUUGAUUAAUAAGUAGUGAGCUACAUUUGUUUUCUAUUUGAUUUGCUGAAUAUUGUUUUAUUAUAUUAGUACGUACGAAAUUUCAUUUGAAUAAAUUCGGAAUAAUUGUUUUUUUUAAUGGCUUGUGAUAGUUUUAUUCAUUCAUAGUCCUACGAUGUCAAGUUUUAUAAUAUGUGUUGUGCCAUUCUUUGAAUAUUAUAAAUGCAUGGUACAUUCGUAUAUUUAUACCAUUCGUAUAUUUAUUCUACCUUUGAAAGAAAUUUUGGAUGACCUGAUCCAUUUUUUUACUUACGUAUUUGGUAUGAAAUAGCAAUUUGAUGUGAUAUACUGAAAGUUUGUUGCGAAUUCAAAUUUCUAAUGUUUAGAUUAAUUUCUUAAGCAUGCUAUCCGCACUUGUCUACAGGAAUUUGAUUUACAUACUUUUGAAGUGUUUUGUUGCACGUAUGUCCUGUUCAGUUUCAAAAAGUAUAUAUAUGCCUUAUCGUUUUGGAAUAGUUUUUUCACCGAUUAAAAUUUUCAGAAAUGUGGGGGUACUUGAUUAUUUCAGUUUUGCUCCAAAUAGUGCUGCGUAAGUUUCUUCUGUGAUUUAAUAUUAGAUUAGGUGGCAUCUGUCAUCUGUGGGAUGGAUAUGCAAACAAAUAUUUGUAAAAUUAAUUUGCAUGUAUGUGGUGGAUAACGGAAAAUAGCGUGUGCAAUUAUUUAUGCGUGCUAUUACCAGGUUGAUAGUUUUGUAAAUAUUUCGGUGGAAUAUAAGACAACAAUAUUUUAGUCUUAUAUUGAUGAUGCUCAAAUGGUGAAUUUGUUAAAACGAACAAAUUAUAUGUGUGAUACCCGACUUAAUGUCGGAAGAUUGAGCAGCAUAUAGAAACACAAAAGUGUAUUUGGUGAGCUAACCCAUUGUAUUAAAGUAAUGCAAUGAUGAUAUAAUUCUUAGAUGAUAUUGUUGAAUGUCGACUACAACGAUAUCAUAUGAAAUAUGAAGUUGUCAUAUAACUAUGACAAGUGGAGUAAAAAAAAAAAAAAAAAAAUCUCCUUUGGCCGAAAUCCUAGGAUACUAUAUUUUAUACACCGAGGGAAAUGGACUGUCACCUGUUAACAAAUAGGGAUGGUAACCCAACCUGUGUGAUUGGAGAUCCCAUGAAGCAGGUUCAUAUGGGUAAUAACAAGUCUUCUAUUUGUUCCUGCUAGCCUAUUAUGUCCAUUUCUAGGGUGAGGCUAGACUGCAUUCGCUGUGAGGCUGAGCUAAAACUCUUAAUGAUUUUCAUAGCUUUAUGGCUGGUGUGUUAAGUGCAGAACACACUUGAUGAGGUCACCUAUAUGAGUGUGAGGUGGGGCCGCUUCCAUGAAGCAUGACAACGCUUCUAGAGCACUCAAGAAUACCAAGCACGCGCACGGCCGAAAGGCGCACCACGGCGGUAACGCGAGGAAUUGUGGGGGUGAGACAUGGCCAUUAAGACCCUGACUUACCAUAGUAGCUUACUGGUUCAUAGAAACUAUAUGUUUCACCAGAAGCUCGGUUUGUAAAGACUUAAUCGUCUCGGUUUGGUUCAUAGUCUUCGGACACCAGACUUAAAGUCUCGUUCCCGUUAACCCAGCAGAUUUUCAAAAUUAUUUUAACCUUAAAUAUUUAUUUGAAAUAUGUGGGGGAUUGUUGGAAAUUAUUUAUUAUUUCAAAUAAAUAUAUUAUAUUAUUAAUUUAGUGUACACGGUUAGUUUAAAAUGGUUUAUACUCUAUAUUUGAUAAAUCCUUUUUGUCAUGAUAAAUGAACCAUUGGUACGUGGCUUACUUUAGUUGCUUAUACGGACAACUGGCCUGGACUAAGUGAUAGUUUUACUUUUUCCAUUUUAUUAUAAUUGAUUGAGUUAAUAUUUCAGUCCAGAUAAUAUGUUGAAGUUUUCUACGGAUGUAUUUUUGAAUACCUCCGCAUUGAACGAGUAAGAUGGAAUCGUGGGCACGUUGCUUGGAUGACCGCAUAUAUCUCCUACGCUCGAGGAUGAAAAACUCCAACUGAUAAUUUUUCUUUGUUUUGAAAACUUGGACGUAUGUCUAUAAAUAUGGCCGGAGAUACUUUUCAUGGGUGUGGAAAAAAACGUACAUCCACUCUUUUGAAACAUAUUACACAUACCAAUAUACUACCAAACUGCUGGGUUAUAAAAAUUCUUUUCUCCUCGUAGUUUUUGUGUCCGGCGAAUUAGCCGAAGAGCCCGUUAUAUCUUGGGGGAAGAUUUCCGGCCACCGGAAAUACUUUCUUUAGGACAGCGACUAGCGCGUCUCGGGCUGUUUUAUUUUUCUAACAUUGUUUUGCAGGUUCCGACGAAUUUCUCCAACAUUAAUUACGGUAUAAGACUUGCGGACUUCAUGAAGAAGAAGACAUGUUUUUCCGGGUUUUGGACUUACGGUAUCUACGUCCGGCUAGAUUAUUUUGAGCCUGUUACAACUGUAAUUUUUAAAUGUCAAUUACAAAAAAAAUGGCAGACAUCACAAGGGCUGCUCAAGUGCUCAAUACUCUUGCUAAAAAGUGGGUAUAUUCUGAAUAUAAUAAUAAGGAGUAAAUGUGCCAAAUGUGGGGAUUGGGGAGAUACACGUUAUAACUGCAUAUGUGUUUCGUAUUUGGGCCAAAUGUGCUUAGGUUAAUUUCUUAAGUUAGAUACUCU